AUGGCGUCUCGGCAGCAAAACAGAAUUCAAGCCUACCUGGAAAGGAACAAGAUCGGGCCCCUCUUCGAGGAACUGAUGACCAAGCUAAUAACAGAGACUCCUGAUCAUCCAAUUCCAUUUCUCAUUGACCAUCUUCAAUCCAAACAAGGGAGCCAGAGCCACAUUCAGAGAACAUUGUCUGGAUCUGCUGCUCUCUGGGCAGAGAGUGAAGCUUCAGAACAUAAGGGAGCCAGAAGAGAUUUCAGAAGUUAUGAUAAACCCUGGAAGACAAAUGCAAAGAAGCCUAAAAAAUCAAAAAGUGACCUUGCAGUAUCCAGCAUUUCUCCUCCAUCUCCAGAAUCUAAAUCAUUGCCGCGAUCAGUAGGGCACCUGAAAUGGGAUUGGAAGUCAAAGUCAGUGCAUCAUGAUUUCGAUGAAUUAAAUCAUAUCCUUCAAGAAAGUAAGAAACUUGGCAAAGCUCUUGAAAAUCUUUCUCAAAGUAUUGCAAUUUCUGAUGAACUCAAUAAGGAAACGGCAGCAUUUAAUACUUCACUUGUUCGGCCUCGGGUAGUUGGAGAGUGGAUAGGACGUGAAGAAAAUGAUGCAGAUCCACUGGCUGAUGAAAUGUUGCAGCCUCCAGUACCAAGAAGCAAAAUGGAACAGUGGGACAGUGAAGAUAGUAGCAGUCCUGGAGGAAGUUUAAAGAUGAAACCGAAGACUAAAGGACUGAAACAUCAACAGCAGCAACAUAAAAAAUUGCUGGCUGCGAUGCUUUCACAAGAUUCAUUUGAUUCUCUACCCAGCACAACUCCUUCAGUAACAGAAGAAGAUAUCGACAAUGAAGAUGAUGCCAUGGAACUGCUGGAAGAUCUUGAUGAUUUAAGAAUGGAAGGGGUAACCAGUGUGGUAUCUACUGGAAGCAAAUUUAACCAAACUCGAAGUUCACAUACAGCUGAACCACAAGCCAAAGUUACCCUGAAUAUCUGUGCAAGAUGUGCCAGAUUGCAAGGAGAUACUUUGACAGAAAGUGCAGAGGAUCCGUCUGUUGUCUCUCAUACAUUUGAGCAAGAAGGACCAGAAUCUGUUGUAUCAGAGCCUGGGACAGAAAUAUCAAUGGAGAGUAUUGAUGAAUUGGAGAAUGUAUCUCUAGCAACUGAGCUGAAUCAGCCAGCCUGGACUCUAGACAUUGUGGGUUCAAGAAGUAGAGACUCUUCAAGUCAGAAACCAUUAGAAGAUUCACUGGCUGCAAAAGAACUACAAACUAUGGAAAAACACCUCUCUGACAUUGCAAAGGACCUAGCACUGUGGGAAGAAGGAAGAUUAUCAAGAAAUACCACUGGACAAUCAACUCAUGUAAUUCCACUAGAUCACCAAGGAAAUUUUAAAAUUACCCUUAGCCAGGAUUCAAGACCAGUUCAGAAUGGGAAAGAUAUUCAGCUCCAGCUUCAAAGAAACAAAUCACCACCAUUAUCCAGCAACAAUAGCCUACUAGUCUCCAGUAGACCUCAGUCUUCCAGUACACAGACCAACAGAUCUUCUGGGCUGCCAACUCCACUAAACAGAACUGCAACCCCAGAUACUUUGUUACAAAGACCUGUUUCCCCUAACAACCAAGGAAACAAAGAAGGAACCAUUAGUAUGCAAAGAAGCCAGUCUUUAAUAUCAAAGAAUCAACUUGGAAGGACCAUCACUAGUCCUGCAGGGCAUCUUGAAACAACUGGAGUUGCUCUAGGAAAUAUCACUCAAAGAAGCAGUAUGUCUGAAGAGGACUUCCUACAACAACUUCAGCUGGCUCACCAGCCAUGGAUUUUGCCAGCUGAUACUGAAAGUGAAGAAGCAGAAUCAAAUCGAGAUAAAUGCUUGUGAAUGAAAUUAUGGAUGCAAUGAAGAACAAUUGAUCCCAAGUAUAUAAC
Notechis scutatus (mainland tiger snake) is the source of this 1892-nucleotide messenger RNA. RefSeq names its product chromosome 3 C8orf34 homolog (gene C3H8orf34). Lineage: Eukaryota; Metazoa; Chordata; Lepidosauria; Squamata; Elapidae. The record is from RefSeq and is a predicted model, not a curated record.